GCAGGUCAUCAUCUGUACAUGCGCAGAUGGUUGCUGGCAUAGCGCACUGCAACGCGUUCCCUCCUCCAACAUGGCUGCCCGCUCUGUGUCCGCUGGUUACCGGGUUCUGCUGUCAACUCUGCCCGUGAGGGCUGGCAUCAGACAACAGGCUUUGCCUGCUGUCUACGCUCAGCACAGGGACUAUUCAUCGCAACAAAUCAUACCCCCGCCUGCGAAGUAUGGAGGAAGGCAUACUGUGGCCAUGAUCCCUGGAGAUGGCAUUGGGCCAGAACUUAUGCUGCACGUUAAAGAGAUUUUCAGACACGCCUGUGUGCCAGUGGAUUUCGAAGUGGUGAAUGUUGACUCCUCUUGUAUAGAUGAAGAAAACUUCCAGGAUGCCAUUACUGCCAUCCGGAGAAACAGGGUGGCACUGAAAGGUAACAUUGAGACAAACCAUAACAUGCCUCCCUCUUACAUAUCGAGAAAUAAUUUGCUACGUACAAGCCUAGACCUUUACGCUAAUGUUAUCCACUGUCAGAGCCUGCCGGGGGUGCAGACACGCCAUAAGGACAUUGACAUCCUGAUAGUGCGUGAGAACACGGAGGGAGAGUACAGCAGCCUAGAACAUGAGAGUGUGUCUGGAGUGGUGGAAAGUCUGAAGAUCAUCACUCAAGUCAACUCUCUACGCAUCGCAGAUUAUGCCUUUAAACUGGCACGAGAGAAAGGAAGAAAGAAGAUCACAGCGGUGCAUAAAGCCAACAUCAUGAAGCUGGGAGAUGGUCUCUUUCUUCAGUGCUGCAAGGAGGUAGCUUCUGGGUAUCCCGACAUCACCUUUGAGAGUAUGAUUGUGGAUAAUACCACCAUGCAGCUCGUGUCCAACCCCCAGCAAUUUGAUGUCAUGGUGAUGCCCAAUCUUUAUGGGAACAUAGUGAACAAUGUCUGUGCAGGACUGGUUGGUGGCCCGGGUCUUGUGCCUGGAGCUAACUACGGCCGUGUGUACGCUGUAUUUGAGACGGCUACCAGGAAUACAGGAAAAAGCAUUGCCAACAAGAACAUCGCAAACCCCACUGCAAUGCUGUUGGCCAGCUGCAUGAUGUUAGACCAUCUGAAGUUGCACAAUUACGCAGCCUGCAUUCGGAAAGCUAUUCUGGGCAGCAUGAAUGAACACCGGAUGCACACCCCUGAUAUUGGGGGACAGGGCACCACCUCAGAAGUUGUUCAGUCCAUUUGCAGGCAGAUCAUUAUAAAGGAUGGCCGAGCAGUCACUGUUUGAGAGGAUUGUGUAUGUACUUGCACAAGUGGACUUGGCCUCACACACUCCACCAUUACUACUGGAUCUUUAUCCAACACCCUGUCCUGCUUUUUCAUGUAGCUGGCAAUGAAGAUGUUUCUAUGCUGAUCAUUACAGACAGUGACUUGCUGGAGGUCUUCAGUAAUGACGAGGAUUAUAAACCAAUUUGCUAUGUAACAUGUUGGAGUUGCAGUAAUCUAUUUAUUCUCUUGGGUCAGCUGUAUGCUUUAAAUGAGCUGUGUUGUGUUUUUUUAUGUUUGAUUUAUUCUUGUAUUGUCAUCUUUGUUGCUGUUCAAAAUAAAGUGAUCCACAAACCA
Molecule: messenger RNA, 1587 nt
Organism: Pseudophryne corroboree (corroboree frog)
Lineage: Eukaryota; Metazoa; Chordata; Amphibia; Anura; Myobatrachidae
Gene: IDH3G
Product: isocitrate dehydrogenase (NAD(+)) 3 non-catalytic subunit gamma
Exons: 14
Coding region: 71-1252 (393 amino acids)
Biological process (GO): isocitrate metabolic process; tricarboxylic acid cycle
Cellular component (GO): mitochondrion
Molecular function (GO): NAD binding; magnesium ion binding; oxidoreductase activity, acting on the CH-OH group of donors, NAD or NADP as acceptor
Source: RefSeq, a predicted model, not a curated record